This is a messenger RNA of Dicentrarchus labrax (European seabass), 4630 nucleotides long. RefSeq names its product serine/arginine repetitive matrix 2 (gene srrm2). The transcript is spliced from 15 exons. The record is from RefSeq and is a predicted model, not a curated record. NCBI's taxonomy places the organism in Eukaryota, Metazoa, Chordata, Actinopteri, Moronidae. Bases 221 to 4129 code for a protein of 1302 amino acids.
CGUCUGACGUCACCGGGGCUUCAUCUCGUUCCUCCUUCGGUCGGAGAGCAGAGCAGCUAGCCGAGAGCUAACUAGCCGCGGUUUCUGUGUUUGUUCCGUAUUUAAAGACGCAGUUAUUAUAAAGUCUGUUUCGGUGUUUGAUUCUACCGGAUAUCUCUCACCGCCACUUCUAUUCCGACGUCGUUUCUCCGUCUGCGGGCGCGGGAGGACACUCAGAGUCAUGUACAAUGGGAUUGGCCUGACGACUCCGAGGGGCAGCGGCACCAAUGGCUACGUGCAGCGCAACCUGUCGACCCUGCGCGUCAAACGGCCGCGGGAUGAGCGCGGCGGCGAGCGGGACGAGAAGGACCGGGAGAGGCUGGAGAGUCAGCUCAACAGGCAGCCCAACGCCGACAUCCUGGAGCACCAGAGGAAGAGACAGCUGGAGGUCAAGUGUGCCGAGCUGCAGGACAUGAUGGAGGAGCAAGGGUAUUCGGCCGAGGAGAUCGAGGAGAAGGUGAACAGUUUCCGUAUGAUGCUGCAGGAGAAAGAGGAGCCGACUCCCGCCGCCAUCGAAAGGCCAACGGUGACGGAGACUCACGCGCUGGCUGCAGCCAACCAGCAGAAGAACGACCGCCUUCGCGCCGCUUUCGGCAUCGCCAGCGACUACGUGGACGGAUCGUCCUUCCACGCCGACCGCAAGGAGAGGGAGAAGGAGAAGAGAGAGAAGGAGCGCCUGGAGAAGGAGCGGCUGCAGCAGCAGAAGUACACGUUGGUGGAAGAUUCAGAACACUCAGAUUCUCCUCCCAAGAAGCGCAGCCGGAAGAAGAAAAAGAAAAACAAGAACAGAGACAGCAGCUCAGAGAGUCCGUCCCCAUCUCCUCGACGAGAGAAGAAAAAAUCAAAAAAGAAGAAGAAGAAACGUGAGGCAUCAGAAGAGGAGGAAGAAGACGACAGUUCCUCAGAGGAGAAACAGAAGGUGUCAAAGACAAAAAGAAGGAAGAGUGAAAGUCCCAGUCCUCCGAAAGCAAAGGCAAUGCGACACAGGAGCGUCUCCUCCAGCUCUGCUCACAGCCAGUCUCCACCCCCACCGAGAUCACGUCAGCUGGAUCAAAGUGCAAGAAAAGCCGAUGAAGGCAGAAAAGGGAGAUCGCCAGACAGGAGGAGGCGGGGCUACGAGGAGCACAGCCCACAUCAUCAGGGAGGCGAAGGGAAGAGGCCAAAUCACGAGAGAGAAAAAGAGCGACCGAUUGAGACGGAGAAGACGUCCGCCAAGAGGAGACAUGACUCCUCAUCUCCUUCACCACCACCCCCACCACCACAGACAGAAAAAAGCAGGGAGAGGGAGAGAGGGAGGAGAUCCAGAAGCAAACAGAAGGAGAGUGACAGAGGGAGGAGAUCCAGAAGCAGAGAGGUGGAGAAAAAGAGGUGUUCCAGGAGCAUAGAAAACGAGAGGGAGAGAGGGAGGCGUUCAAGAAGCAAAGAGAAGGAGAGGGAAAAAGGGAGGCGCUCCAGAAGCAGAGAGAUGGAGAAAGGGAGGCGGUCCAGGAGCAGGGACAACGAGAGGGAGAGAGGGAGGCGUUCAAGGAGCAGAGAUGUGGAGAAAAGGAGGCGUUCAAGGAGCAUAGAAAAGAGGGACAAAGGAAAAGAGAGCGUUCCUCAGCGGACCAGACACGACUCCUCCUCAUCCCCUUCUCCUUCUCCUCCACCUAAACAGGAGACCAGGAGGGAAAGGAGCAGAGACCUUGAGCGGGAAAAAGACAGGAAUAAACUGGACAAAAAGACAAGACACGACUCCACAUCCCCCUCGCCUCCCCCGGAGAAGGAGAAGGCGAGGAGAGAGAGGAGUGGGGAGAGGGAGCGCAGGACUGAGAGAGAUCUGCCCUCAAGGCCGACGAAUGAGGGGGACAACAGGAGAUACGCUGGGAAGAGACAGGAGAGAGAGACGUCUCCUUGCCAACAGAAAAAUGACAGGAGGAGGGAUGGACAGCCGUCCCACAAUUCCCUGUCACCUGCCUCCCGCUCACCUGUCAACAGGCGCCAGAGAGAAAGGGAGGAGGAGAGGAGAAGAGAGGAAGACAGGGACAGGCAUGUGAACAAGCAGAGCGAACAAGACAGAGAGCGAGGUCCAGAAGGCAGCAGGAAGAGAGACGAGGCCCUCCGAUCUGCUGCAGAAAGCCGGCGAGACGGGUCGAGACCGGCGGAGAAAGCCAGACGCCCGGAGACGAACUCGAGCCAGGAGAAGACGAGGAGUCCUCCGAGAAAGGAGAAACGCGAUGACAAGGCGAAACAGGCUGAGAAAAAGAGAGAGAGCAGCAGUAGCGGCAGCAGCAGCGGCAGUAGCAGCAGUGACAGCGACAGUGACAGCUCCUCGUCCUCGUCCUCCUCCUCCUCUUCUUCAUCGUCCUCUUCGUCGUCCUCCUCUGAAGAUGAGGGCAAGGCGAAGGCGGCUGGGACGGCAGGGACGGAAAAAAGUAGCCCCUCGAAAGGCGCACCACCUGCCACCGGGGCUGCGGUCCAGAAGCAUGUAGCCAACGGCAGAAAGGAAAGCCCGGCCUCAGCCUCCGAGGGAGACGGACUCAGACGAGCCCAGAAGGACAGAGAGGCUGGAGGAGACAAACGUGAGCGGGAAAGGCCUUCUUCCCAAAGAGCUCCUGCUGAGAGUUACCCGUCCCAGGCCAAAGGUCAGGAACGAUACAGCCCUACUCAGAUGGACAGCCCCAGUCCGCCUCCGUCCCCGGCCCACAGAGCGGACGCCAGCCGAGGCAGCAACAGGUACUCCCCCUCCGAGGCCGAAACCGAGAGAACGAGGGCGGAGAAAGUCAGGGAAAGGGAGAGAGGGAGGGAGAGGGACGCAGCAAGGAGGCCAGCGAGGUCCAGUCCCCCGGCCAGGAGGUCCAGCCCCUCGGCCAGGAGGUCCAGCCCCUCAGCCAGGAGAUCACGCUCUCCUCCACCCCAGAAAACCUCAAACAUCUCCCCAGCCCGGCGCACUCCACCAAGGCAGUAUCAGGAACCCCCAACCCGAGCCAGGAGAGCUUCUCCUCCUUCAGCCUGGUCAGACCGGGACCGGGAUAGAGAGAGGCAGCGGGACAGAGAAAGGGAUAGGGAUAGGGAGAGAGAGAGGGACAGAGAACGCGAGCGGGUUGCCAGGAGGAGCAGGACAAGAAGUCCAAGAAGGCGCAGCAGGUCCAGGUCUAGAAGCCCGAGGAGGCGAAGCCCCCCCAACAGGACCCGUCGCUCUCCGUCUCCACAGCGGCGAAGGAGGAGCAGUCGCUCCCUCUCCAGAGAAAGAGCGAGAGAAAGGGAACAUGAGAGGCUCCGGCUGAGGGAGGCAGAGCAAGAGAGACAAAGGGAAAAGGAGCAUUUGCCACCAAAAGAGGUUCCACAACCCCACCGGUCCUCUUCCUCCUCAUCUUCCUCCAGCUCCUCCUCCUCCUCUUCGUCCUCACCUUCACCGCCACGAGAGAAGAAAGACACAAAAGCACUAACGGAGAGAGACGGAAGAACGGAGCGGGAUGUCGAGAAGGACAGAGAGCAGAAAGGUCGAUCCUCCUCUUCACAGGCCCCCUCCAGAGACUCCUCCCACACUCCAAGCUCAGGUAGAAGAGGCUCCCAGUCGGACUACAGGCGCUCCGUUGUGACCUCCAGGAGGUCUCCGGCUGGCAGCCGACCAGAAACCAAUCAGCCAUCACGAGGUUCAAGCGGGAAGCAGUCACCGGUGACGGCCCCCCAACCACCAGACCAAACAGCCAGAAGUGAGAGCGCCGUAAACGGGAAGGAGGCAAACGGGAACAAGAAGGCCAGCAGGAGCAGCAGCUCUAGCUCCUCCUCCUCGUCGUCAUCCUCCUCUUCUUCCUCCUCUUCAUCAUCCUCCUCUUCAGACAGCUCUGACUCCGAAGGGGAGCAAGGAAAAGGGAAGACCACCAAAGCUCAAAGCUCUCCUUCCUCAUCCUCCUCAUCGGAGAAUGAAAAGGAAACUAAGAAAAAGAGCCCCGCCAGGUCCGGGAGGGAGCCGGCUGAUUCCCUGAGGGAUUCUCGCUCACUCAGUUAUUCUCCUCCGAGAUACAUGAGAGCGCCGCCCUCGCCGAGCCGCAGGAGCGGCAGCAGACCGUCACCGAGCCGCUCAUCAAGCAGCAGACGGAAGAAAUGAGGUUAACCUCUUCAGACGCUGCACUUCUCCUUCUGUGUUUUUGUUUUUCCUUUUUCCUGUUCACCUCCAGCUGGUUUGAAAUGGACUACAACGCGGACUACAACGCGAACUACAACAGCCAGCAGCCCGGUAGAUGUGCGUCUGUGAACGUCAGCGGACUCGCUUCGGUUCUGAGCCGCUGACCAACCGAUCGGCAGCGCGCUUGUUUUUUACAGCAACGAUGAGUGGAGGCUGUACAUUUCUUCUUUUUAUGAGCUGAAUAAGACAGACACACACACACACACACACACACACACACACACACACACACACUCAGUUAAAUACUCUAACAACGUCCCUCUCUACCUGUACCGUUGGUUGCGUUCUACCUGUAGAUAUGAGCUGUCUGUAUUUUGGUUAUUAUCAUGUAACAGAUAAUCGAUUUCCAUUUAAUGUGAGCAGAAACUGAAACGUGGAUAAUUUCUUUGUUGGAAAUGGUUAAUAAAGCAAUUGUACAUUUUA